GACGAGGCUAUAACACGUGCCCGGGAGUUCAAGCGUAUUGGUGUCGAUGCCGUCUUCGUUAAAGCCCUGCCUGAUUGUCAGGCCAUAAGCAAGUGCGUUAAGGAACUAGACAUGCCAGUCUUUGCAAACAUUAUCGAGGGCGGCUUAACGCAGAACUUGUCUGCUAAGGAUCUUGCCAACCUUGGAUUCUGUGCUGUAGCUUAUCUGUGGACACUCGUUGCCGCGAAGUUAAAGAGCAUCCGUGAGACUUUGGAGGCGCUAAAGAAGAGCAUGACUAAAGGCGCUCCACCUAUAAUACUGUCAUACUCUAAGGUUUGUGAGGGCGUGGGCUUUAAUCAGUAUUAGGAUGAGGAGGAACGAUACAAAUACAGUAAAGAUAGACUUAUAAAUGUUGCAGCUGCCGCAAACGGACGCAAUAGCUUGAAUAGACAUUAAUAGGACUCCGCAUGUUCGAGAGAUAGGUAUUAGUCAAG
Messenger RNA from Alternaria alternata, 473 nucleotides. Its product is annotated as Phosphoenolpyruvate/pyruvate domain-containing protein. Lineage: Eukaryota; Fungi; Ascomycota; Dothideomycetes; Pleosporales; Pleosporaceae. The annotation marks the transcript as partial. The transcript has 3 exons. Gene Ontology annotation, molecular function: catalytic activity. The record is from RefSeq and is a predicted model, not a curated record.